GCCUUUCCCUGCACGCGGCGUGGGAGCGUAUUUAUUCGCGAACGAGGUCGAGAUGCGGGCACUCGCGGCCGCAGCAGCAACUGCAGUAGUGGCGGCGCCUACCCCCGCGCGACUCCUCGUCUCCGCCCGCCGCGCUGCUCCGCGAUUCGGUCAUUGUAGAGCAUCUCCCUUCGCAAGGUCACUAAGGAGCGCCUGCUACGCUUCCACCACCAUGGGAGACGAGACCUCCACUUCUGCCUCAGGCUCGGCCCAGGAACCUGCGGCGCCGGCCAUGCAGGGAGCUGGGAGUGUCAAGCAGCAGAUCUCCAAUUUGGCGGCCCUGUCACUCCGUGCGACAGUGCCUGAAGUGGAUGUAGAACCGAUAGUUGAAGUUUGCACGGGAAAGUUUGGUGACUACCAGUGCAACAAUGCAAUGGGAUUGUGGUCAAAAGUAAAGGGAUCCGGGACAAGCUUCAAAAACCCCAAUGCAAUCGGACAGGCGAUUGCUAAGAACCUGCCUGCCUGUGACGUUAUUGAAUCAGCCUCUGUUGCUGGUCCUGGUUUUGUGAAUAUUGUCUUAUCCAAGAGCUGGGUUGCUAAGAGAAUACAAGAUAUGCUUGUGAAUGGUAUCAAAACUUGGGCACCAAUUCUGCCAGUUAAGAGGGUAGUGCUUGAUUUCUCAUCUCCUAAUAUUGCAAAGGAAAUGCAUGUUGGGCAUCUAAGAUCAACAAUCAUCGGAGACACCUUAGCACGUAUGUUUGAAUUCUCAAAUGUUGAAGUUCUCCGACGCAAUCAUGUGGGAGACUGGGGUACACAGUUUGGAAUGCUCAUAGAAUUUCUAUUUGAAAAGUUUCCGAAUUGGGAGGAACUUGGCAGCCAGGCUAUUGGUGACCUUCAGGUUUUCUAUAAAGCAUCCAAACAAAGAUUUGAUGAAGAUGCAGAAUUUAAAGAUAGGGCUCAACAAGCUGUUGUUCGGUUACAGGGAGGGGAGGAGAAGUAUCGUGCUGCUUGGAAAAAGAUAUGUGAAAUCAGCAGGAACGAAUUUGACCAGGUUUACAAGCUCUUAGAUGUACAACUUGAAGAAAAGGGGGAGAGCUUUUAUAAUCCCUAUAUUCCGCAAGUCUUGGAGAAAUUGAGUAGCCAAGGUUUGAUCGAGGAAAGUGAGGGUGCUCGUGUAUUAUUCAUUCAAGGUCAUCAAAUUCCUUUGAUAGUGGUUAAAAGAGAUGGUGGCUUCAACUAUGCCUCGACAGACUUGGCUGCUCUUUGGUACCGGCUUAAUGUUGAGAAGGCGGAAUGGAUAAUAUAUGUAACAGAUGUUGGUCAGCAGCAGCACUUUGAUAUGUUUUUCAAGGCUGCCAGGAUGGCUGGUUGGCUUCCAGAUCCAAAGGAAAAGAAGUUCCCAAAAACGAGUCAUGUUGGGUUUGGCCUUGUUCUUGGAGCAGAUGGCAAGCGCUUCCGAACUCGUAGUACUGAGGUUGUUCGGUUGGGAGACCUACUUGAUGAGGCUAAAUCUCGAAGUAAAUCAGAACUUCUCCAGCGUCUCACUGAAAAUGGUAAAAUUGUUGACUGGACUGAUGAGGAACUAGAGCAAACUUCAAAGGCAGUAGGAUAUGGCGCUGUCAAGUAUGCGGAUCUGAAGAAUAACCGACUGACUAAUUACACGUUCAGCUUUGAUCAGAUGCUAAGUGACAAGGGAAAUACCGCUGUCUAUCUUCAGUAUGCUCAUGCUCGUAUCUGCUCCAUCAUUCGAAAAUCCAACAUGGAUGUAGAAGAGCUAAAAGUGAGUGGGAACAUUUCUCUUGCUCAUCCAGAUGAGCGUGUCUUGGGACUGUAUCUUAUCCGUUAUGCAGAGAUUGUUGAAGAGGCAUGCACCAAUCUCCUUCCCAGUGUUCUGUGUGAAUACCUAUACAACUUAUCCGAAAUGUUCACAAGGUUCUACACAAACUGCCAGGUUGUUGGGUCACCGGAGGAGCCAAGCCGGCUGCUGCUUUGCGAAGCGACGGCGGUCGUCAUGCGACAAUGCUUCCAGCUGCUUGGGAUCACACCGGUUUACAUGCUGUGAUUGGCCAGUGUCUGAUCCUUCACAUCAUACAUUUGUUUCCACACAAGCCCGUCUCCAUGGUUACAGUUUUCGUCCUUGUAACCUAUUACCUCUGUUCUGAAAUAUAAUUCGCUGGGGGAGUUCAGUUUACACUCCCCCAAAGACAUAUAUUUAGGUACGGAGGGAGUAGUAGUUGGCACCACUAACAUACUCUGAGUCAGAUUGCCCCAUUUGAGAACUGAAGCAUCUGGUAUUCUGGUUGAAACUACUAUGUAGCAAAGGAUAGUCGAAACAUGUUUGUUUUUUGCCCUGUC
Triticum dicoccoides is the source of this 2334-nucleotide messenger RNA. Its product is annotated as arginine--tRNA ligase, cytoplasmic-like. NCBI's taxonomy places the organism in Eukaryota, Viridiplantae, Streptophyta, Magnoliopsida, Poales, Poaceae. Bases 53 to 2041 code for a protein of 662 amino acids. Gene Ontology annotation, molecular function: ATP binding; arginine-tRNA ligase activity. Gene Ontology annotation, cellular component: cytoplasm. Gene Ontology annotation, biological process: arginyl-tRNA aminoacylation. The transcript is spliced from 18 exons. The record is from RefSeq and is a predicted model, not a curated record.